AUGUAUAGGAAUGCGUACCAACGCGGGAUGCUUACGGUGUUUUUCAGUGUUGGCUCAAAACCAUUAGCUAUAUGGGAUACUCAUACUCAAGAUGGGUAUAUAACAAGGUUUUUGGACCAAGAUAUUAAGUCAAUGGUCUUAGAAAUAGGUGGAACUAAUGUAAGUACUACAUACAUUACUUGCCCGAAAGGCCAUAUGGUUCUAGGUAUUACGAUGCCGUUUUUAGUUAUGAUAGUGAAGAAUCUGAAAAAGUACUUUUCAUUCGAAGUGACUAUUCUUGAUGAAACAGGAACUCGAAGAAGGUUUCGAGUAUCGAAUUUUCAAAGCAGCACUCAAAUUCUACCUCUCUGUACAGUAAUGCCUAUCGGCCUUUCUGAAGGGUGGAAUCAAAUUCAAUUCAAUUUAGCAGAAUUUACUCGUCGCGCGUAUAAGAAACAAUAUGUUGAAGUACAAAAACUUAAGAUUAAUGCUAAUAUUCGACUUCGUAGAGUUUAUUUUACUGAACGUCUAGUACCAGAGAAUCAAUUACCACCAGAAUACAAAUUAUAUUUUCCGCUUACGUCUAAAUAUGCUAAAGAAAAAAAUGCCAUUGAAUCAAAUGCAGUUGAUAAAGAAAAUGUGAAACCGUCUACAUCUCAGUCUUUAAAAGAACGUAGCACUACACAGAGUCGUGAACGUUUAAGAAGCAAAGUAGACUUAGUAAGAAGUUCUAAAACUUCCAUUUAUUCUAUUAAAAAAGCACCGUCAAUUGAAACUAGAAGAGAUUCAAGAACAGUUACUGAAUCUGUUCAAGAAGAAUCAUUUAAGGAAGACAAAGAACAAAUAACAGAGGAGUCUAUAAAUAAAGAGGACAUUGAAGAUAAUAAAGAGAAUAUUGAAGAUCAUAAAGUAGGUGAAGGUGAUAAAGAGGUAAAUAAAGGUAAUGAAGAAGUAAGUGAAGAGCAUGAAAACGUGGAAGAAGUAACUGCGGUUUAA
Messenger RNA from Nymphalis io (European peacock), 975 nucleotides. Its product is annotated as cilia- and flagella-associated protein 20-like. The record is from RefSeq and is a predicted model, not a curated record. Gene Ontology annotation, cellular component: ciliary basal body; motile cilium. The transcript has a single exon. The coding region runs from base 1 to 975 and encodes 324 amino acids. NCBI's taxonomy places the organism in Eukaryota, Metazoa, Arthropoda, Insecta, Lepidoptera, Nymphalidae. Gene Ontology annotation, biological process: positive regulation of cell motility; regulation of cilium beat frequency involved in ciliary motility; cilium assembly.